AUGAGUAAAGUUGAAAGAGAUGUGUUUACAAUGAAGCGACUUAUGGAUUUGGUUGAUGAUGAUGAUGAUGAGGAUGAUAUGGUUGUUGAUGAUACUCCACUAAAAUCCCUAGGUGAUGGUCCUUUACCUCCACCUUCAUCAAUAAAUCUCCAUCCACCACCUCUUCUACCAUCUCAUCCUUCUCCAAGAACUCCUUCACCUCCUCCUAACUCUCCUACCCAAUCUGACGCUGCCAAAGAGAAGGAGACAAAUUUAGGGGAUCCUUGGCCAAUUCAAAUGCAGAUUCCUCAAGGAACUGAUAGUGACAUUGGCUCUGACCAUGAUCUGCUCAAUCCUCGAAAGAGGAAGGCUUCCUUUUUAGGGGGAGAUCAUGAUGUUGAAGCUGGAAGCUCUUAUGCUGCUGCUGCUAGUGAUCCAUCAGCAUCUACUCAUAAAAAGAAAAGCAAACUUAUCUUUGAUCUAAAUGAAUUGGGAGAAAAAUGGAGGAUACCUAUUGAGGAACAUUUGUUUCAUCUUCGCUUGGAAGGGCUUGGUCACUAUGAAAGAGAAAGAGGAUAUCACGUGUUGAUAUCUUUGGAGCUUAGUAGAAGACUGGAUGAACUUAAAACUGAUCAACUCAGAUGGGUCAACCCUAAGAUCUUGAAAGAAGAGGACAAGGUUUACAAUGGCUCUUCUGAUGACUCUAGAGAAGAAGAUUAG
Messenger RNA from Lactuca saligna, 699 nucleotides. Lineage: Eukaryota; Viridiplantae; Streptophyta; Magnoliopsida; Asterales; Asteraceae. The record is from the annotation of a GenBank genome assembly.